Amphibalanus amphitrite is the source of this 1111-nucleotide messenger RNA. RefSeq names its product electron transfer flavoprotein regulatory factor 1-like (gene osi). Lineage: Eukaryota; Metazoa; Arthropoda; Thecostraca; Balanomorpha; Balanidae. The record is from RefSeq and is a predicted model, not a curated record. Gene Ontology annotation, biological process: respiratory electron transport chain. The transcript is spliced from 3 exons. Gene Ontology annotation, cellular component: mitochondrion. Bases 182 to 463 code for a protein of 93 amino acids.
GUCGCGCCGGUAUUGAGUCACUAUUGGCGGCCGCUGUCUGGCUUUGGACGGCCGGCGCUUCAGAGGCGGCGGCAUUCGAGUAGCAGGCGGCGGUCCGGAGCGGCGCGAGAGGGCUCGGGCCAACCGUCGCUGGCGGCGCUUCUACUCAGGUCCGACUCUUCAAGCUCAGUGGGAUCGUGCAAUGGCUGCCAACCAGUCUAGGGGCAAGGUCAUCCAGGCCUACAAGAACUUGCUGCAUCUGGGCAAGAACUACCCCAAGGGCUACAACCACUUCCGCGACACCCUGCGCGCGGCGUUCGAGAAGAACAAGGCCGUGGAGGACCCGGAGCAGAUCCGCCAGCUGCUCGGCAAGUGCGACAACAUCGCCAAGGAGCUGCAGACCCUCUACAUGCUGCGUCAGUACCGCAACGUCAACAAGCACUGCACCAGGGAGUACCCCAAGAAACAACGCUUCUCCAACUGAGAAGGGAGUCACUCGAGGUGGCGAGGACACGCAGAAGAGCAUGGAGGUUAACAAGAUCACCCGGGGUGGGACGGGAAGUGAGAGCUGGAUGAUGAUGAUACACCGUCUGGAUUCGAGUUGAUGUUCGGACUGGACUAUUGCGAGGCUGCGCUGUUACGCGCAUCUAUUAUCAAUAAGCAAGUGUUUAAAAGACAACGGUCUUCUAAGAGAAUUCGAGGCGUUUUAUGUGUAUGAUGCUGUGCGGAUGUCAUUAUGUGAAUCAUGUGUACUUAUGAGGUGGGUCGUAAUCAGGGGGGUACGCUCCCGCUGUUUAGCAUUACGAAAAAUGGUGACAGACGUUUGUGGAGGAUUGUCGACGAACUCUUGUUCCGCGAGCAGUACUUACACGCUAGCGGAAAAUUCACCAAUCAGCGCUCGGCAGUACUCGGCGCUGAUUGGUCCGACGCUCGUGACGAAAUUGUGGGGGACCGCAGUUAUUCUCUAUGGACCCGAAUAGGCUUUUGGAUUUCGGAGGAGUUUCUUUAAAACUAUAUGCUGAUUGGAGCUGUUUUCGAGUUGAAAUAUAUUUCAUAUGACUGUUAGCUAUAUAAUGACACCAUAAAAUCAUGAUUUUAAUAAAUAUUACCGAUGUAAUAUCGGCCGAAAAGA